CGCUCUCUCUCUCUCUCAACCAACCACACCUCCAAAUCGCUGCAGCAAGCAAGAAUCCUCUCAUUUUCUCCAUCCUUGACUUCCCCACAAGUUCUAUUUAUGUGGGUGAGUUCUUGUUUCAUUACUCUCUUGCAAAUCAACCUCUAUCUCACAUCGGUUUCUCUCUCUUCCGUGAGAAGUUGUGAUCUUGGAACUUAGAUGCAACCCCAUAUUGCCCCCAUAGUUAAGUCUAAAAUGGCAGUGGAGACGUCAACGAGUGGUGACAUUUCUAGCAAGAACAAUGGAAAGAUUCCUAAAAGAACUCACAAAUCUGAGAGGGAGAAGAUGAAACGCGAGAAUUUGAACGAGCUGUUUCUUGCUCUAGCAAAUUCUCUAGAACUGUCUGAUCAGAACAGCGGUAAGGCUUCCAUGUUGGUUGCAGCCACGCAAACAGUGAAAGAAAUGCUGGAUCUGAUUGAACGACUCAGAAAAGAGAACGCCACCUUGUUGUCCGAAUCCAAAUAUGUUAAUGUUGAGACGAGCGAGCUAAAGGAUGAUAACACUGCUUUGGAGGCGGAGAUUGGUAAGCUUCGGACAGAGAUCAAAGCAAAGACCAAAUUACAGCUCGACCUCAACAUGGCCCCUCCUGAAUGUCAUAACAACGAGCGUGCAUCCCACAAUCUUGACAGUCCUUUUUUCUUUCCCUUCGUGCAACACGGAACACGAGGGCAAAUAAGUCCUUCACAUCUUGCCACAUUCUGCUCGAACAUCCAAGAUCCUCCAGAGGUCGGUAUUGAACAACUCGCAUCCAAGCAUAUUUCUCUAGUGAGCAAACCACACGCCCGAUAUCUCACUCCAGCCGACAAAUGGCCGUCUCAAGUUCUAGAAUACCAGUUCGAGUUAGGAAGAGCAGUUCCUCAAAGUUAUAGAAACAGCAAAUAAUGAGAAGUUAGUACUAGUGCUUUAUGUAUAUUUCGGUUUCUAGUUAAUAGAGAUGUCUUCGUGAAUUUUAGACCAUCCCGAUGCAACACAUAGCACGUAGAACAGGGAAUUAGAAAGUCGUAUGGAAAGGUCUAUAUGUUUCUCCAUUCUCUCAUUCUGUUUCGAGAUUGAUAUGAUGAAUCGAAUUAUAUCUUUGUCAA
This is a messenger RNA of Salvia splendens (bonfire salvia), 1121 nucleotides long. RefSeq names its product transcription factor bHLH47. The record is from RefSeq and is a predicted model, not a curated record. Lineage: Eukaryota; Viridiplantae; Streptophyta; Magnoliopsida; Lamiales; Lamiaceae. Gene Ontology annotation, molecular function: protein dimerization activity. Bases 199 to 921 code for a protein of 240 amino acids. The transcript has 5 exons.